Molecule: messenger RNA, 5305 nt
Organism: Tigriopus californicus
Lineage: Eukaryota; Metazoa; Arthropoda; Copepoda; Harpacticoida; Harpacticidae
Exons: 23
Coding region: 34-5034 (1666 amino acids)
Molecular function (GO): carbohydrate binding
Source: RefSeq, a predicted model, not a curated record
UUCAAGCGGUUCCUUCUAAUCCAUGACGUUCACAUGAUUCGACCUGACCUGACUCCUUUUACGAAUGUGAUGGUUAAGGGCCUUUUGGGUGAACGGCCUUGCGGCCUAAUCGCGACAGCCUCCACAGUGACCGUGACCCUUGAGUGUGACGAGCCAUUUAUUGAUAAAGGCUUGAUCAUUUAUCGAACGGAUUCCGCUCACGCGCUUCUCAUAUCUGAGGUUAGAGUGGAAGCUGAAGGAACGUUCAAACCAGAUGACACUGUUUUCUUGGAGUCCAACCUGAUCCCUAAGACUGCCAGUGCUUCUUCCGGAAAUAAUCCCAAUGGAAUCUUUGAUGGGAUCCCCUUUGCAACAGACCUCGAAGCAAAUCCUUGGUGGAAAGUGGACCUUGAGCGUUACACGUUGAUCACCACCGUUCAUUUGGAAGUGGAAGAAUUUAAACUCAUGGCUCUUAACGUCCUGACACCUUCCCCUAAAUUGUGCAAAAACAUCAAUUCUGAGGCCGAUCUCGUAACACCCUGUUCCUCUAUCCUAGAAGGAACAGGGCUGCAAAUUCGAGGCACUGACCCGGAUCCAAUGUCACUUCGUUUGCUCAGAGUGCAAAUUGGAACCGUUCCCUUGAGCUUUGACAGAGAAUUUUCGCAACGGGAUAUGCCCACGGAUUGUGCCGAAUCUUACGCUUCAGGGGGAUUUCUCACUCCUGGCGAAGAGCUUCAUUCAUUCGGAUUGGGAUCCACCAUUGCUUCCACCAAAUCUGUUUUCUGCGAUAGAGGUUGGAACGUGAUAUUGCGUCGGGGACAAUUUGGAAAUCCAAUCGAUUACUUUAACCAAAAUAUGGACAAGUACAAAGUGGGAUUUGGCGACAAAAACAAGGAGUUCUGGUUGGGACUCGAUUAUCUGUAUCAUAUAACCAAUGCUCGAGACUAUCGACUUAAAAUCGAAUUGUGGGACAAAGAUUUGAACUAUCGUCAGGCCAAUUACGGUCGUUUCAAGAUCUUGAACAAUGUAACCUACAACCUGGAAGUCGAAGAUUUUUCCUCCCCCUCCCAUGCAUUUGUACCAGACGCUCUUGGAACGGCCAAUGGCAUGAAAUUUACGACAAUGGAUGUCGAUAACGACGAGGACACAACGGAGAACUGCGCCAAUAUUUUUGAAGGCCCUGGAUGGUUCAAAAGGUGCGGAGACGCAAACUUGUUUGGGCCGAACUACAAUACAAAGACGGCCGAGUCUCAAAAAGCAAUGUUUUGGCGGUAUUUCCAAGGCCCGACUAAUUCCUUGUCUAAAAUUGUCAUGUCCAUCACCUCAUCGAUGACGGAGCCAGUUGCUGGGACAACUGCAAGUGAAGCGGUCUCCACAGAAGUUGCCAGUGACAUUACUCUGGAGUAUCAUUGCAUCAAUCCCGAACAAUCCUUUGUUGCGCUAAAAGAGUUCUCGUUCACGCCUUUGACCAAAGUGGCAAUAACUUGUUCUGAAGAAGGGGUAUGGACCCGGGAGCCAGCAUAUCCUGUUCCUUGUGAAGAUACAUUUUGUUCAACUCCACCUGAAGCUCCCGUUGGCAGCUCCUUAAAGCUAUAUCAAUAUCAAGGAUUUCCCAUUGUAAAAGACGCUGCUAAAUAUCAAUUCAUCUGUGAGGACGGCAAAAUCAUGACUCCCUACAGUGGGAGUGGAUCUCUGAGCAUCUUUGAAGUCCCUUGUCCAUUCACCGCAGGUUCUAUUGCUUGGCCCUCUUGUCAAUCUUCAACGUUAUGUCCAGCCUUGAAUCCACCCCCGGCCUCACCCCAACAAGGUCAUGUCAAUUUGACGGACAAUGGAAUAAAAUUUGGACCAUGUUUUGGGAGGAGCACGAACACCCCGGUAGCAUUGCCGUCUUGCCCAGCCAUCAAGGUCUUCGUGGAGGAUCAAGAAAUCCUGGCCAGCGGCCAAAUCAAGUCCAAAGUGGAUCUCAUGAUUACAGCGAGUAGUUCGGAUUUGAAUUCCAAGAUCACAUUUUCUCAUGAGCUUCAGUCGAGUUCUUUGAUUGAUAUCACCAAUGGCGCUACCUUGGAGGACUCUACCAACCUUCGAACCAAAGUGUUGCAUUUGGUUAAUCUUGAACCGGGUCUAACUGAAAAACAUUCAGUCGUUUUUCAGUACAACCAGGUGCCCGGACUUGACCUGUGCGUUUACGAUGCCAUUUGUAGCGAUUCGCAAACUGAGCUGAGCACCAACUCCAGCCUUACCAACAGUCUUGACGUUACGGCCGGCAAACUGGGUACAAAGGCCAUGGUGAGAUAUUCUUGCGGAUCUGCCACAGAAUUUCAGAAGAACUCGGCCACAGAGAAAUUCAUCAAUCUUGAGUGUCUCAUGGAUGGCAAUUGGAACGACUCCAUCAUUUUGCCGCCAUGCGUUUAUGUUAAAUGCGAUGUCCCACCCGUGAAUCCAGGUCUCUCGAUCUGGAAUUGGGAUGGACAACCAGUUCCAUUUGGCUCUGCGGUUCAAUAUCGAUGUGACAACGGUAAAAAGUUUCAACAUGAUCCAACUUUGGAUUUUGUUAAUGCCACUUGCAAACCCGGAAACACUUGGGAAGCUCCCGUCGGCGGGUGGCCAACAUGCAUAGAAACUAAAGUCUGUGAGGAUCCUCCAGCCAAAGUAGAAGGCGGAGAGAUGGAGGUUCUUAGUACCGGAUUUCGUUAUGGAAUCACCUGCAUUGGCGCCAAUGGUGUUAAGGAAAUCAUCCCUGGACAAAACACCUGUAACUCCCCGACGAUCAUGCUAAGCAAAACAUUCUUUUACUCCAAUGGUAUGGGAGAACAGAUGGAAAGACGCGUUUACACAGUCCACGUGAAAACGCCAAGCACCGUGCCUAAGAUUACAUCCCUUCUCAAGUUUUCUAUCCCACCUGAGCACGCCCUUGAGAUUACGGGAGCAGUCAAUACCAAACUAAUCCCAACUAAGGCUGACACCGUGUUCAUUCUCCAAGCGGAUCUCGAUAUUUCUUUCGCUCCAAAUAAUAGCCUAUCAUUGAUCAUGGAUUCCAAAGUAGGGGACUCUCCAUCUUGUUUGGUGGAGAUGCAAUGCUCCCCAUGUGAAGAGGCAUCCGAUUGCCAAGCAACAAUCGACAAUUACCAUGCCAAUUUGGUCAAAUUGGUCGGAGGCAAUAUCUUCAAGAGCUCCUACCAAUAUAAGUGUCCUAUUGGAUCAAAAUUCGCGAGCGCUGGUAACACAAUGGCUGCUUUGAAUAUAUCAUGUUUCUGGAAUCAAACUUGGCAACCCUUUGCCAGCCUUCCUCCUUGUGCCCCUUUUGGGUGUGCCAAUCCAAUUCUUCCAUCUCCGGACAAGAAUCUGAACUUGACCAACUAUCAAAGUGAUCAAGUGGUUGAUUUUGGGUUUGAAGCAAUUUUCAAAUGCUCAGAUGAAUUUCUUUUCGAAGAAGAUCGGGACUUAACUGACAUCAGAGCCGUGUGCAAUCCCAAUGGGACAUGGACGUAUCCUCAAUGGAAACAAUGCGUCAACCCAAGUACUCGCUAUUGCCCCGAUCCCAUGGCCAGCCCGUCAAAUGGUGGAUCAUCGGAUUGGGAUCCGUCUCUCUCGGGAAAAGCUGCAGUGGGCAAGCAAGUCACCUAUACUUGCUCGGAAGCCCAGGACCUGAGGGAUAGCAAUGACGUUGUGAUACCCAAAUUUAUCACUACCUGUCAAUGGAAUCAAACUUGGGUUCCAGAACAAACCCUGACAUGCAAUUGGAAUGCUUGUAUUGACCCUCCCGUAUUGCCAAAUAUGAAAGCCAGCUACCUGGGGAAACCGGUGGCUUUUGGCGCUGACGUGGUUUACACGUGCGAAUCAGGGUUCUACUUUUCGGACGACAAAGAAAAAGCUUCCAUAUCCGUGAAAUGCCUACCUGACGGCAGUUUUGACAAGUCCACGCUCACCUUUUGCGUAGACACCAUGUACUGCUUGACAGAACCACCUAAAGCCCCAAUCGGAGGGCGCAGAAUUUGGGAUGGAGAUAUCGAAUUUAAAGCCAUAUCCACCUAUACUUGUGGUCCUAACAGAGUGUUCCUUCUUGACGACAAUGAUGGGAGCACGGCAAAGAGCCUGACAAGCAAAUGCCAAUGGAACACCAACUGGGAUCGGAUCGAGUUACCUUUAUGCAUUGCCACAGCAUGUUCCAAACUUCCAAAACCACCGGCUUCGUCCAAUUUGGAAUAUCUCUCAAGUAGCCAAUUCAAGAUCAACACCAAUCCCAACGAAAUGUUCUACAACUUGACCGUGCCAAACAGUCUACCACUGCCUUCCCAUUUUGGCCAGGAAUCCAAGCUGAUGCUAUUGGCUCGUCUUAAGGACAAGGUGGAGCAAAAUCCUGUCUUGCAAUUCAUCUCCGACAACAACGAUAUUGGAUUUCAUCUCGAGAUUAACUUGGCCAACGAAAACCUGGAUCUAACCAAUGACUUUAUACCGGGGACCAACCAUCAUCAGUUCGUGAUUGACGAGGGGGACACCUUUCAGAUUCAGAUCAUCUUCAAACCGGAGAGUUUUGUCUUUGAUAUCCAGUUGAACGAGGAGCUCUCCACUGAGUUUCAGGCCACUGCAGCCAUUUCCCCCAUCACGAAGCUACUAAUCCAAGGGGAUUUCACUAUAUCCGAGAUGAAAUUUCUGACUUCAGAUCAAGUAUCCACUGUUCCCAUUGGAUCAAUCUUGGAAUUCGGAUGCGAGGGUGGACGAGUUUUCAGUCAUAAUUGGAUGAUCCGACCCAUCGUUCAGACGACGUGUAACAAAGAUGGGUCUUUUUACGAACCUACACCUUGGCCUUCUUGUGUAUUUCCAACAACAACGGAUGCACCCUCUACUACACCCUGUGUCAAUGAAACGGAUUGCAACUCUGACGAAAACAAUGGCUCUGGUAAGUUUGACGUAACAAAUUUGGUCAAUCUGGAAACCUUUCAAGAAUCAAAUAAAUACAGAUUUUUACUUGAACAUGACUUUGCGUGUUAUUUUAAGAGAUUACAUGAACCUAUAGAAAUAGGCGCUCUCAAGAAAAUUGUUCUUAAAAACCUCUGAAAUGGGAGGCGAUUUGACUGUUUAAGGACCAAAUGGGUUUUUUUUGGAAUCAGACUAUUUUUUACUUUUUUUUCGUUUUUUUUUUGCCAAACUUUUUCUUUUCUUCUCAAAUGAAGUUUAUAGUUAAGAUUCUAACCCUAGCUUGCUCAAGAUUUUGGCAAUAAGUAGUAACUUCCUACUUGUACCUGUUCAUGAAGCCGGGUGAUGUUGGGUUGGACAUUCGCCAAUCCGUGUUCACAACAGGAAGGUACAUAAUUUGUCAGAAGUUCCG